AUGAGGAAAAGAACUAAAUCAACCAAUAAUUAAACAGUUCCUGGAUUUUUAUCUAAAACUUAUAAAAUAUUAGAAAAUGAAGAAUAUAAUGAUAUUAUAAGCUGGAAUAUAGAUGGUAGAAGCUUUUUAAUUAAAAGCCCAAAUGAAUUUGCAGAAAAAAUAUUACCAAAACAUUUCAAAACAAAUAAUUUUUCUUCUUUCGUUCGAUAGUUAAAUAUGUAUGAUUUUCACAAAUAAAGGCACGACAAUACUGAUAUGCAUGAAUGGAGUCAUAGGCUGUUUAGAAAAGGAUAUGCAAAUUUAUUGUCAUAAAUAAAAAGAAAAAUAUAUGAAGUUUUAAAGUCUUAAGGUCAUGAUAAUGAAAAUCCUAAUAAUAAAAGUAAAGAAACAUAAAAUGCAGAAGGAUAUUCUUAACUUAAAGGCGAUAGAAUUAAAUGCUCUAAAAUUUGA
Ichthyophthirius multifiliis is the source of this 450-nucleotide messenger RNA. RefSeq lists its product as hypothetical. NCBI's taxonomy places the organism in Eukaryota, Ciliophora, Oligohymenophorea, Hymenostomatida. The record is from RefSeq and is a predicted model, not a curated record. Gene Ontology annotation, molecular function: sequence-specific DNA binding; DNA-binding transcription factor activity. The transcript is spliced from 5 exons. Gene Ontology annotation, biological process: regulation of DNA-templated transcription.